AUGGCUUUCGAACGGCUCGUAAGAUACGAACACAAGGCAGAAGUCACGUUUGGCAAUCUGAUUGAGACCCUCGACGACGGCUUUAAAGUUUCCAAACUGAAUGGCGACCUCACACAAGGCUUCAGCGCCUCUGGCGAGGAGGCCAUUACCCUUCUUUGCCCGCUUGAGCGUACUCCCAUAGUCCAGUGUGUGGGCGUCAACUACCGCAAACACGCCGAGGAAGCCAAGAUGAAAGUCCCCACAUACCCCGUCAUCUUCACCAAACCUGCCGAUGCCCUUACGGGGCCGAUGGAUGACAUCCCCAUCCACCCGGACUGCCAGGACAAGAUGGACUACGAAGGCGAACUGACGGUCGUCAUUGGUCGCGACGCCAAAAACGUGACCGAAGCCCACGCCCUAGACUACGUUCUGGGAUAUUGUAUCGGCAAUGAUGUUUCGUGCCGGACCUUCCAGAUGCCCGACGCCUCGGGUGGGCAGUUCUGCUACUGCAAGUCCUUCGACAAGUUCGCGCCGAUCGGCCCGGCCAUCUGGUCGACAAGCCUUAUCUCCGAUCCGCAGAAGCUGAAAUAUGUCACCCGCGUCAACGGGGAGGUCCGGCAGGAGACGGGUACGGACGAUAUGAUUUGGUCGGUGAGGCAGAUCAUCGCGCAUUUGUCAAGGGGCAUGACGCUGAGAAAGGGCACCGUCAUCAUGACGGGGACGCCGGCGGGGAUUGGGGCCUUCCAGAAGAAGUUCCUCAAGGAUGGCGAUGUUGUUGAGGUGGAACUGCUCGGUUUCGGCAAGGUGGUCAAUAAGAUGUCCUUCUUGUAG
Messenger RNA from Penicillium canariense, 810 nucleotides. RefSeq names its product fumarylacetoacetate hydrolase family protein. The record is from RefSeq and is a predicted model, not a curated record. Lineage: Eukaryota; Fungi; Ascomycota; Eurotiomycetes; Eurotiales; Aspergillaceae. Bases 1 to 810 code for a protein of 269 amino acids. The transcript is spliced from 3 exons. Gene Ontology annotation, molecular function: acetylpyruvate hydrolase activity.